AUGUCACCGGAGGAUCGCCGCGCCUGGCAGUACAAUCGCGCGAGGUCUCCCAAGCCUUGGCACCAACUGGUCCUCAACCUGGCCCCUCCCACCCAUGCCUUUCCACUCCUUCAGCUCACGCCGGACCCGGCCAAUACCACUGAAGUUGUUGUCGGAGGGCGUCCUGCGAAGAGCCUGGGUAAUGGGCCAAUCUGGACUGUGAUGGAACGCCCUGCGGUCCACAUUGGAAGUGGACACCUUAUCACGUUGAAAGCGGAUGGCAGUCAGUCCGGGGUUGGCCGACUCACGGUCAUGACAGACCUUCGUCGUCACUGGAUCACAUGGAAAAUAGAAGGCGGACCUACCACUUGUAACCUGCGGGUCCCAAUCCCAUGGGCCAGAUUGUCCAGCUCCGAAAGUGAUAGACACACCCAGGAAUACCGCUUGCUCAAGAGCCUUCCCCCGCCUCACUACUCCUUUAUCAUCGACCCGGAUAUCCUCUACCCGAAUGAGAGUCCGUACGAGUUUGAGGGUGGCGAUGAUGUCUUGUUGCCCCCGGAAUCGAACAAGGAGAGUGAGGCUUGCGACACCAAGGAUUCAAGUGAACAGGGAGGUUUUUAA
This is a messenger RNA of Rhodofomes roseus, 600 nucleotides long. RefSeq lists its product as uncharacterized. Lineage: Eukaryota; Fungi; Basidiomycota; Agaricomycetes; Polyporales; Fomitopsidaceae. Bases 1 to 600 code for a protein of 199 amino acids. The record is from RefSeq and is a predicted model, not a curated record. The transcript has a single exon.